GCUUUCUUGAGAUGAAUUCUAUUAUCGAUGAGUCACCCCAGCAAGUGAGGAGAAGUAAGUGCAACAAGUGGUGUGGUUCCAGGAAUUCUGGCGGAUGCAAAAAACUAUCUUGAGUUUUUUUACUAAAGUAUGCAAUAAAAAUACCAACUUAGGGGUUCUGGUUCACCAACAAUUCCCUAGAACAAAGUGUAUAAAAAAACAGCAUUAUACACACGACCAACGCCAGAAGUCUGGAUCCGCAAAAUGAGUCAAAGAUCGCACGACUUUACUGCUUCGCUUCCCUUAUCAGAUUUGUUUCCCGAAGAAAUUCAGCAAGAAUUGUUUUCUCAGGUAGGAUCUCAAGAAAUAAAUGAUCUUCUUGUUGGGGAAAUGCCUGGGAACCUGAUGAUGGUGGACGGUUAUGGAAACGAAAUCUACAAUCAUAACGAGUUGAUUCAUGACGAAAAUUCGUUGAAAACCGAAGAUUUGGAUUCGAAAAACGAUUUUAUGGUCCAAAUGGCGCGACAGCUACCACCUCUGCCUACUAACGAAGUGCUUUCAAACGAAGAAUAUGUGGGUCCACAUGAUUUUGAAGUUUCGGUGGUGCCAAACCACAAAUCCAAGUACCCGUGGGUGUAUUCUGGAAUCUUAAAUAAAGUAUUCAUGAAAAUGAAUCAGCAAUUCCCAGUUGAUUUCAAAUUGAAAAAUCGUCCUGACAGGAGCUUGUUCAUCAGAAUAACUCCUCAGUAUUCUGCACACCAUAACGCAAAUGAAGCUGUGUGCCGGUGCAUCCAGCAUAAUCAUCACAAUGAUCCUACAAAUAUAGGUAUUGAUGACAACGUUAAACAACACGUCAUCAGGUGUCCCUCCAACAAACAGGCCCAAUAUGUAGGCGACUCCAACCAAAACCAGAGACUGAGCAUUGUGUUUCCGUUAUCCACGCCGCAGGUCGGCAUUGAGAAUGUUAGGGAAACAUUCCAAUUUGUUUGUAAAAGUUCUUGUCCGGCACCAGGAAUGCAGCGUAGAGCCACCGAAGUGAUUUUCACUUUGGAAGAUGAACUCGGUAGAAUCCUGGGACGUAAAUGUCUUCAAGUGCGCGUUUGUUCUUGCCCUAAAAGGGACAAGGAUAAGGAAGAAACCGAGGCUCAAAAGGCUAAUAAUGGAACAGCUCCUAGAGGUAAAAAACGGAAGGUCGAACAUCCCCCACCUGCGUCUUCUGCUAAAGUUUUGAUGCCUCAGCCAGAUGCUUCAAGGUUUUUUCAGCUCAAUAUGCAAUUAUUCGGAAAAAAUUGUUUGGUGGAUAUAAUGAAUUUUGCUGAAAAAACUUAUUAUUAUGAGCUUGGUCUGCAUCGUGGUAUGCCAGAGGAGGCAGCUUUGAGGGACAGUUUGGCUAAAGUACAAGAAGUAAAAAAACAAUUAUCACAGUAAACUGCGUCAAUUUUUUUCCUCUAUAUUAAUUUCAUAUUAUUAUAUACUACUUAUAUAUUUUUAAUGUAUUCUCAUCAUAUUUUAUACAAUAUUUCUUAAGUUUAUUGUAUGCCUUAUUUUUCCGAUUUCUUCAAAUUGUGUGCCAUUCCAUUUUUGUUUGUUCUAUUGAAUUUCCAUGGACACUUGAAACUCUGCUACAAGUCUAUGGAAAUUCAAUAAUAUAAGUAAGUACCUGAAAUUUUUCCCUUUUGUAUGUGCACUUGUUUUUAUACACUUUGUCCAAGUGUUUUUUCCAAAUUUAUGGGCAUUUGUGAGCUGAAGGUGCAAUUAUUCUAUUAUUAUUUGUUUCUGCAUAAGUAUAAAACAUUUAAGUUUAUUACGAAGUUCUACACAGUUAUUCUCCUAGUGAUUUUUAUAGAGCAUUAUGACUUUUAGGAUAAAAUAAUUUGUUUUUAAGUUACUGUGCUCAUUUAGAUUAUAAGGUAAAAUUAUUAAGUUUAUGUUUAUCAUAGUAGGAACUUACAUAUCCUGCAAUAUUAUAUUAUGUAUUAUUAGUUUUUAAGAAUCUGGAAGUUAUCAAAAUAGUUAUUUUUGUCAGAAGUACUUAAAAUUGCUGUUUAGCUACUGAAUAGCAGAUGAGUCCUGAAAAACUUCGUUUAGGUACGUGUGACAAACACUAUUUUUUGUCAUACGCUUUUUAGAGUUCUUCAGAACGGUAAAAUUUGCAAAAUUUCCUUAAUUUUUGAAAUCAUAAAGGUGCAUCCUGAGACAAAAAAAAAAUCCUAAAAAGAAGCAUUUUACGGACUUGAAUGAGUCCGUGAAAUAGCUGUUUUUGGGAGCGUAUGACAAAAAUAUGAUAUUGUAUUUGUUUCCAAUGGAAACAUGCUAUUUUUGUACCUUUUGAAUAAAAUUGAAUUUCGUAUUUUGCUAA
This is a messenger RNA of Ceutorhynchus assimilis (cabbage seed weevil), 2338 nucleotides long. Lineage: Eukaryota; Metazoa; Arthropoda; Insecta; Coleoptera; Curculionidae. The record is from the annotation of a GenBank genome assembly.